Molecule: messenger RNA, 2723 nt
Organism: Vigna unguiculata (cowpea)
Lineage: Eukaryota; Viridiplantae; Streptophyta; Magnoliopsida; Fabales; Fabaceae
Product: Ubiquitin-like superfamily protein
Biological process (GO): ERAD pathway
Cellular component (GO): BAT3 complex
Molecular function (GO): polyubiquitin modification-dependent protein binding; misfolded protein binding
Source: RefSeq, a predicted model, not a curated record
CCUUAUGACAAGUCGAUACCAAAGGUUGGUCACAAUCCAGUGCUUCAGGUUGCAGAAUACAACCGCAUGCACUCUACAUUGAUUCAUGUGAAAAAUCCUUGUGGAGUGAGAAACAGAGCGGUGAAAGCGCCAAGGCUGCAACACCCACUCCCUCCCUUCAAUCCCUAAUUCCCCAACUCCACCACUCACUCAUCACCUUCUGCCCUCAGUAUUACGUGGUACGUGGAGAAUGGGAAGUAAUAGCACUGAAAAGAUCCCAAUCAAUACCAGUGCUGAAAGUUCAGAAACCACUAUUGAAAUAAAGAUUAAAACAUUGGAUUCUCAAACGUACACCCUCAGAGUGGAUAAACAGAUGCCAGUCCCUGCCCUGAAAGAACAGAUUGCUUCUGUAACUGGAGUAUUAUCUGAACGGCAACGCUUAAUUUGCCAAGGAAAAGUUCUGAAGGAUGAUCAGCUCCUGUCUGCAUAUCAUGUUGAAGAUGGUCAUACCUUACAUCUGGUUGCGAGGCAACCUGACCUACCACCACCAGGAAGUCUGCCCAAUCAUUCAGUGACUGAACCGAAUUCAAGCUCAAGCCUGGCAAGCCUCAGUCACAGUAGUCAAGUAGCCCCUGGUGUUUUUAUUGAGACUUUCAAUGUGCCUUUUCAGGGUGAUGGAGUUGCACCUGAAAUCAAUAGGAUCGUUUCUGCUGUUCUAGGAUCCAUUGGACUUCAAAAUUUUGCGAGUGGUGAAGGGAUUGAUGUCAGGGAGCAUGAUUCCCAAGGUGCUGGGAGAAUUUCAGGCUCUAGUGGGAUAUUUGAUUCAUCUCAUCCUCAACCCGAACAAUCAGGUUUUCGGAUUUUGUCUGAUAGAUCACGUAAUGCCUUUGGAGCUCCAGCGGCAGUAUCUCUAGGGUCUCUGCAGCCUCCUGUCAUUCCUGAUUCUUUGACAACUUUGUCCCAAUAUUUAAGUCACAUAAGCAAUGAAUUUGAUGCAAUUGUGAGAGAAGGGGGGAAUAUUGCCCAAGCAGCUGAGGCUCAAAGGAACGUAGAAACUAGACCUGUUUCUUCACGUUCAGGGUCAGGUUCAGCUUUAGAAGGGUUUUCAUCUCCCACAUUGUUGGCAGAAGUUCUGCUUUCUACCAGACGAAUGAUUGUUGAACAAGCUGGCGAAUGCUUACUUCAACUAUCAAGGCAGCUAGAGAAUCAAGCAGAUGUAACCGAUCCACUGUUGCGGUCAAGCAUUCAGUCUAGGGCCUUGAGAACUGGAGUUUUGUUUUAUAACCUUGGUGCAUUUUUACUUGAACUUGGUCGCACAACCAUGACACUGCGUUUGGGUCAAACAUCGUCUGAAGCUGUAGUUAAUGGUGGGCCUGCAGUUUUUAUAUCCCCAAAUGGUCCUAACCAUAUCAUGGUUCAGCCCCUUCCUUUUCAACCUGGAACAAGCUUUGGCGCUGUUCCUGUGGGAGCUGCACAGUCUAGCUCAAGUUUAGGUAGUGGACUUGGUUCAAGCUUUUUCCCUAGGCGUAUAGAUAUACAGAUACGACGAGGUACCUCAUCAACAUCAUCCAAUACCAAUCAAGAAGAACGCAAUGAUACACAACCUGCCUCAGUACAAAGAAAUCCAGGUGAAAAUCCUGUUAAUCAGGCAACCUCUAGGCGUCCAGAUGCUUCUUUUCCUGGGGAACCAGGAGUAAGGUUAGUGCCUAUUAGAACCAUGGUUGCAGCAGCAGUACCGGGUCCUGUGGUCCGUCCCCCUUCAGAAUCAUCUGGUAAUUCUCUAGGGCUUUACUAUCCAAUUCUUGGGAGAUUUCAACAUGUGUCUUCUGGACAUGUAAAUAGUGAACAGAGAUCUCAACAUUCAAGUCAGCAUCAUGCUGCAGUACCAUCAACUACUGAUUCCAUGUUGGAAAGGCAAACCACAGAUGAUUCUACAAGGAAUGUAGGAUCCUUAUCAACUCCAAGCACAAGACCGGAGCCAUCUAAUUCUCGUGUUGUAAAUAUCAAUAUUCUGGCUGCCAGUGGACCCCAAAACAACCAAGAAACUGAGCGGCAAAUACCAAGCAGUGUACUUCAGUUAUUAAGGUCACUCUUUCCUGGUGGAGAAAUUCAUGUGGAAGAUUCAAGUGUACAAGGAGUAACUGCAGGUUCUGACUCAGAUCAUGCUGCAACAUCAAGGGGGGCUGCCCAAGUACCCGAAGCACAACCUAAUGCCAGUGAAGAAGGAAUAUUUUUGUCAAAUAUGCUCCGUGAAAUCAUGCCAGUCAUAUCUCAACAAGUAGGGUUGGAGGGAAAUCCUUCAGAAGAUCAUAUGGCUCAAGCUUCUUCAACCCAGGUUGAAACUGAUGUCGGGACAUCACGCAGACCGGGUGAUUCUGACUCAAGCCCCCCAAAUCCAAAACGUCAAAAGAUGGAGUGAAAUAGAGGAUAAUGUUCACUGUGCAGUCGUGGAAGAUUACGAUCACAAGAAACAGAAUUUGGGGUGAAACUCAAGAUGUCAAUAUGGUAUUAAGUUCUUUCCUAGUUUUUUAUAUGAAGCGUGAUUUCAUUCUCUCAUGCUGUAGACAAAUUUUAAGAAGACUGCUCUCCGGACUAUGUGACAACUUGUACGUUACUGGCAUUGGAAUUGAACUUCCCUAAGUUCGAUUUUAUUAUGCUAGGAAUUGAUAAUAGAAUUCAACAUUAGAAUUGAGAUUAGUCACAUCUUAUAAAUUAAAUUUGGCGUCCUUGAGGUCUUUAUUGAA